AUGUAAAUCACUAGGAAUUUAUUUUUAAUAAAAAUUGCUCAAAAAUCAGGAAUUUAUAAUAGCACAUCAGUGGCAAAUCAAUUUUAGUUUGAUUUUUCGUCCAAUAAAUUAUUUGACUAAGCUUUUCUAUUUGUCUAGAGCGGAGUUAUUUUAUCAUCUUUUUUUUUUUAUUGGUUCCUAUUAUAUAAGAGUAUAAAAGUUAAAAGAAUAUUGAUUUAGAGUAAAGUGAAUGUGAAAAAUACGAUUUUAGAGCGAGGUUAGAAGGAGUUAGGAAGAAGAUUUUAUCCUGGUCAUAUAUUUAUAUUUAAAGCAGCCUUCAAAGUAAAUUACUUAAUUAUUAAAUAGUUAUUAAUGCAUAAAUUAACCUUAUAAUUUUAUUAAGCAUUAGAACAAUUUCAAAGAUAUUUUAUACAAUAUAUUUAUUAGGAGGUAAAAUUGUUUACGCAGUGGUAUUAAUUUGUAUCUUUGCCUUCCUGUUAUGUAUCUAAUCCUUAACAUAUUUGUAUUAAAUUAAAUGUAUAUUAUUAACUCAUAUUUAGUGA
Paramecium octaurelia is the source of this 542-nucleotide messenger RNA. The record is from the annotation of a GenBank genome assembly. NCBI's taxonomy places the organism in Eukaryota, Ciliophora, Oligohymenophorea, Peniculida, Parameciidae.